This is a messenger RNA of Mesocricetus auratus (golden hamster), 6593 nucleotides long. RefSeq names its product diacylglycerol kinase beta (gene Dgkb). Gene Ontology annotation, biological process: lipid phosphorylation; intracellular signal transduction; diacylglycerol metabolic process. The coding region runs from base 658 to 3069 and encodes 803 amino acids. NCBI's taxonomy places the organism in Eukaryota, Metazoa, Chordata, Mammalia, Rodentia, Cricetidae. The transcript is spliced from 26 exons. The record is from RefSeq and is a predicted model, not a curated record. Gene Ontology annotation, molecular function: ATP-dependent diacylglycerol kinase activity; calcium ion binding. Gene Ontology annotation, cellular component: plasma membrane.
AAGCCUUUGCAGUACCUAGCCUGUGCGAAAGAGGACUGACUGGAGGUGGCCUCGGCAGAGGAGGGUGAAGUGGGAGGAGUGAGAUGUGGGGAAGAGGAGAUGCCAAAAUUGACUUUCAGGCUCCGGAAGCCUACAGAUCUCAGCCUCCGCUGCUUUUGAGUUGCAAAUGAUCUGGGAGUGGUGGGUUGCACGCAGCCCGUGACAUUGCCUGGAAGAAGACUUCCAUCUUUCAGUCACUAGUUCCAACCGGCGGUGUGUUCUAGAAGGGGGUGGCAGCAGGGAGGAGGAUGCUCUGAGUGGAGUUCUUGAAGCUCCGCUCUUGGGGAAAGCCGGGCUGUGUGGGAGCUUUCUGACUGAGCGGAGAGCGUGUGAAUUGGAAAGGAUCCUGAGAGCUGGCUGGUCCCAGUUCCUCUCCGGAAGAGCUGUCGCUCUCGCUUCAGAGAUGCGCCUUGCCUUCGCCUGCAUCACGCUGCAUAUUUUAACACAUCAUUGAAACUACAAGUAUCCACAGCUGUUUCAUGUGGUCAGAUUGAAUAUGCUGAAAGCCUGAGCUAUGUCAUUAUGAAUCCCACUGUGUAGAAUCCGUGAAGCACAGAGUUCUGCACAACACUUGGAUAAAGAACCCCUCCACCGGUGUGUAAGGCACUCACCUACGCCAUGACAAACCAGGAGAAAUGGGCCCAUCUCAGCCCCUCAGAAUUUUCCCAGCUUCAGAAAUAUGCUGAAUAUUCUACAAAGAAAUUAAAGGACGUUCUUGAAGAAUUCCAUGGUAAUGGCGUGCUUGCAAAGUAUAAUCCUGAAGGGAAACAAGACAUUCUUAACCAAACCAUAGAUUUUGAAGGCUUCAAGCUAUUCAUGAAGACAUUUCUGGAAGCUGAGCUCCCUGAUGAUUUCACUGCACACCUGUUCAUGUCAUUCAGCAACAAAUUCCCCCAUUCCAGUCCAAACGUAAAGAGCAAGCCUGCUCUCCUUUCAGGGGGUCUGAGAAUGAAUAAGGGUGCCAUCACCCCUCCGCGUUCUUCUCCAGCUAACACAUGCUCCCCAGAAGUGAUCCACCUCAAGGACAUUGUCUGCUAUCUGUCUCUCCUUGAAAGAGGAAGACCGGAGGAUAAACUUGAGUUUAUGUUUCGUCUUUAUGACACAGAUGGGAAUGGCUUCCUGGACAGCUCGGAAUUAGAAAACAUCAUCAGCCAGAUGAUGCACGUUGCAGAGUACCUCGAAUGGGAUGUCACUGAGCUUAACCCGAUCCUCCAUGAAAUGAUGGAAGAAAUUGACUAUGACCGUGACGGCACCGUGUCUCUGGAGGAGUGGAUUCAAGGAGGAAUGACUACUAUUCCACUUCUUGUCCUACUGGGCUUGGAAAAUAAUGUGAAGGAUGACGGACAGCACGUGUGGCGACUCAAGCACUUUAACAAGCCUGCCUACUGCAAUCUCUGCCUGAACAUGCUGAUUGGCGUGGGGAAGCAGGGCCUCUGCUGCUCCUUCUGCAAGUACACAGUCCAUGAGCGCUGUGUGGCCAGAGCCCCUCCCUCCUGCAUCAAGACCUAUGUGAAAUCCAAGAAGAACACAGAUGUCAUGCACCAUUAUUGGGUUGAAGGCAACUGCCCAACCAAGUGUGAUAAGUGCCACAAAACAGUUAAAUGUUACCAGGGCCUGACGGGGCUGCACUGUGUUUGGUGUCAGACCACACUGCACAAUAAGUGUGCUUCUCAUCUGAAGCCUGAGUGCGACUGUGGACCUCUGAAGGACCAUAUUUUGCCGCCCACCACGAUCUGUCCAGUGGUAUUGCAGACUAUGCCCACUGCAGGAGUUUCAGUUCCUGAGGAAAGACAAUCAUCAGCUAAAAAGGAAAAGGGCAGCUCCCAGCAGCCCAAUAAAGUGACAGACAAGAACAAAAUGCAAAGAGCUAACUCUGUUACUAUGGAUGGACAAGGUUUGCAGAUCACUCCUGUUCCUGGCACACAUCCACUUCUAGUUUUUGUCAACCCCAAAAGUGGUGGGAAGCAAGGAGAACGAAUUUACAGAAAAUUCCAGUAUCUACUAAAUCCUCGUCAGGUUUACAGUCUCUCUGGAAAUGGACCAAUGCCAGGGUUACACUUUUUCCGGGAUGUCCCUGACUUCAGAGUGUUAGCAUGCGGUGGAGAUGGGACGGUGGGCUGGAUUUUGGAUUGCAUAGAAAAGGCCAAUGUAGCUAAACACCCUCCAGUUGCUAUUCUGCCUCUUGGAACUGGCAAUGACCUAGCAAGAUGCCUGCGGUGGGGUGGAGGCUAUGAAGGUGAAAAUCUGAUGAAAAUCCUAAGAGACAUUGAAAGCAGCACAGAAAUCAUGCUGGACAGGUGGAAGUUCGAAGUCAUACCCAAUGACAAAGAUGAGAAAGGAGACCCUGUGCCUUACAGCAUCAUCAAUAAUUACUUUUCCAUUGGAGUGGAUGCUUCCAUUGCACACAGGUUCCAUGUCAUGAGAGAAAAGCACCCAGAGAAAUUCAACAGCCGAAUGAAGAACAAAUUUUGGUAUUUUGAGUUUGGCACAUCUGAAACCUUCUCAGCCACCUGCAAGAAGCUACAUGAAUCCGUAGAAAUAGAAUGUGAUGGAGUCCAGAUAGAUUUAAUAAACAUCUCUCUGGAAGGAAUUGCAAUUUUGAAUAUCCCAAGCAUGCAUGGAGGAUCAAAUCUUUGGGGAGAAUCUAAAAAAAAAAGAAGCCAUCGACGGAUCGAGAAAAAAGGCUCUGACAAAAGACCCACGCUCACAGACGCCAAAGAGCUUAAGUUUGCAAGUCAAGAUCUGAGUGACCAGCUGCUAGAGGUUGUUGGCUUGGAAGGAGCAAUGGAAAUGGGACAAAUAUACACCGGGCUGAAAAGUGCUGGUCGGAGGCUGGCUCAGUGCUCCUCUGUGGUUAUCAGGACAAGCAAGUCGCUGCCAAUGCAGAUUGAUGGAGAGCCAUGGAUGCAGACCCCAUGCACUAUAAAAAUUACACACAAGAACCAAGCCCCCAUGCUGAUGGGCCCUCCCCCCAAAACUGGGUUGUUCUGCUCACUCAUCAAAAGAAGGAGGAACCGAAGCAAGGAGUGAUCCUUCCAUCAGGAGAAAUGUGACUAGUAUGGGCCAUGCAGCACUUUGAACCAUUUCAAGCCUCCUGCUCUGACAGAAUCAUGAAAUUCACAAUUUUUGUUAUUGAGUUGAUGUAAAAUUUGGCUAUUAGAAAAUGUGUUGUCUCUGUUUUUAUAUGUAUCUGCAUGAAAAGUAGAAGUUUAUAUGAUGUGACACUGCGUAUUUUAUAUGACGUGACAAACACUGUGUAUUUUAGUUGCAUGCAUUCCCAGAGGUUUCUGUCUCCCAUUCACAUCUUACCCCAUUUCCAUUUGCAAACUGUGAGGAAAACCUGUGAAAGAGCAAAGAAAUAUGAUGGUCAAUGAUUCAUGUUGUAAUUGCUGUCAUUGGCAAGCACUAAUAAGUAAGGCUGCAAUGAUCCAAAGUGCAAGCUGCCAUGCUUUGCCCUGCUAGAAUCAGUGUGUCCAUGAUAUUAGACCUGUGACUCAAAGCGAAGCUUAAAUCACAUAUUUGAUUAAGUAGUUGCCUAUGGUACCACGCUAUAUCUAAAUAGUCUUUCUUCAACAUCUUUACUCUUCUGAAUGGACAUUAAAAUAUCAGGCAUAAGAUUUUUUCUUGUGCUAAAAUAUAGAAAAUGUCUUAUGUUUAGCUUCAUUUUUCAUUCCAAAAAAUGAGUGAAAAUAUGUGACUGGUAGUAAUUGUGAUAAUAUAAAAAGCUUUAGUCCUUUCUGCAUGGGAAUGUAGACACAGAUGCUAACCACACUAGUAGCCAAAUAGAUGUUUUGAACUAUGUGCCUAAUGAAUCCGUUUCCCACCAAAGAAUCAGAAAAUUAUAGUUCUUAUGAGUUUGUGAAAAGAAAGAUGUCAGAAGAGAGUAAGUUAUCCACUUGUAUUAACAUUCUCACCAUUCAAAAAUAGUAAGUCAUACAACAAAAUCCCAGUUAAACGGAUAAUUUCAUAGCUAUUUGAUCCCCCUACCAUAUAGGACUAUAAUUUUUAAUGGAUCUGUUAAGUACACUUCAAGAAGGGAAAUGACUGCAUUGGUUCCCUUUUAGGGUAAAUUGGCACCUGCAAUAAUAUUGAGCUCAUCGAAGCAAAUCAUGCAUGCAAUGCAAUUAACCCCUUACUACUCAUUCAUUCCAGCCCCAUCUCUAUGACAUUUCAAAUGCUUGGGAAUAUAUGAUGGUCUAGGUCACUGUUUAAGGUGUUCAUGGCAUGGUGUGGGUCCCUGGUUGUUUAAAGAAAUUGUGGCACUACUACUUUCCAUAGUGUUUCUUUGAGGCUAUUAUGUGAAAUGAAGUACUUCUGAGCAGCCUCAGUGUAGUUCUGUCUCACUGACCUGUGUCUCACCACUGCACGCUUUAUGUUUUCACCCAUGCCUUCAGGAAAAAAAAAUGUGUGCUUGAAUGCAUGAUUUAUCAGCUUUCCUCUCUGCUCAGCAUUAAAGUGCUAAUGAUUUAUCAGUUCUAUUUUUCUAUUGAUUCAUUCAUCGUUGAAUAACAAAUAGCAGCUAGUGAUUCUGUUGAACACAACCCGGCGCAUGGAUUUAUUGAUUUCAAGUGAAAUUGCUGUAAUUUUAGUUCUCUGGUUUGAAAACUCAAGUGAAUGCGGCUGUAUCAAAUAGCUGCUCUCAAGCAACAUUCUGUAAUGGAAGAGUAUAGUGUAUUCCUUUAGUAUUCCAGGAACACUGGAUGAUAAAUACCAAUCAACAAUAACUUUAAUUGCUUUAAAAAUAAAAGCUGUUGAAUAGAAUUCAGACAUAAUUUAGCUUUCCUAGGAAAAUUAUGAUUAAAAUUACAAAUCCAGUACAGCAAUCAGUUGUUGUGGCAGUAAUAAUAGAAUGGUUAUUCAGUACUCUAGACCAAAAGAAUGCUCAAAACAACCACAAAUGCAUCACUGACAAAAUGUCACAUAACUCACCUUUUGGUGGUCUGUAUCUAUGAUUGCAGGUAGUAAAUAUUUUUACACAAAUUGAUGAGCUUUUCUAUAAUGGGCAGGCAGACCUUGGACCAAAGUAUUAUUCUGAAUCCACAAAUUAUUUUAUGUUCAGGCAGACACUUAGGCGGCAGCCAUUUCUCAAUCACUUGCAGCAUCUUUGCACUGGGAAAUGAUUAAAGAACUGGCCUGUAUGAUUUCAGGAACUGAAACAGUGGGCUCUGCUGCAUUUCAACCUAGCUGCAUGACCCCAGCCUGCUCUAGUAGGCACAACAUCUCAGUCCAUUGGAUUCAUGGGUAACACCAAUAAAUCUUCAAAAAGGAAUCAAAUUUGACUUUUCUAAACUCAUUUUUUUCCUUUUAGAUAAAUGAUGUGCUUGCCCUUUGAGUACACUACUCCUGGGGUUUGGAAAGUAGUUUUUUAAAAAUCUACUUUGAUGAUUUUGAAAUAAGAGAAGAUAUUCUCUUCUUUUUUAUGACAGCUUCAUGUGAAGAAUAUAUAUUUUAAGGAAAAUUCUAAAUGGAAAGUUCUAUGGCAUAUUAAAAUACUGAAUAAUGAAUGUUAGCUUUAAAAAAUGGAAACUUUUCUUCCAGGUGUGUGGGUGUUGGAGAUAUUGAGUCAACCUCUUUUAACCAUAGUAGGCAGAGUAGCGGUAAAGUUCUCAGUGAAGUGGUGUGACAAUGAAUACUGCAAUAACUUAAAAGGGUCAGAGGAUCUCAAGGAUGGAGUUUCAUACCCUGCUAAACACUGCCAUACCUUAAGUUGCUAAUGAGAGAAGACAGAUCCCAGAAUUUACCUAGAAAUGUACACUUUCAGGAAACAGGAAGGGUGAUAUCUAUGCAGAACCAGAACUUCAAAAGUCAUAUGUGUAUUUUUUCUCUUCCCAUCAUGUGUGUAUCAUAUGUAAUUGAUGUGGAAAUAUGAUCAGGUUUUUGUAAUAGGUGGGAAAAUCUUUUUACUUUGAAUGGGUCAUGUGAUCAUAUGCAUUCUAGAUGUAACUGAUUAGGGGUUCAGUCUAGAUAAUCUCCUGAAGGCAAAAUUGUAAAAGAGUGAGCACUAAUGGCUCAUUCACCCAUUCCCCAGUUUGGUCAAUUGUCUGUUUUUAGGGGAUGGGAGCAAGUAGAGUUUUCAGGGAAGAAUCUGUUUGAGUCUCAGGCUAUCUAUGCUGCUCAAACAAGAUAGGACUUUUUCAUGGUCCCUUUCCUUUUUCUGUUAGUGUUAGCUGGUUUUCUGUUGGUUUUGAAGAGAAAAGUGUACAAUUAUGGUACAUAUAACCCUUGAAGAACUAAUCAAUGGAUAACAUAUUCCACAUUAAAGAUAAAGCCCUUGUAAAGUAUACCGAGGCUGUGGAAUUUGAUAUUGAAUAUUGAUAUGAAUAAAUAAAUCUCAGAAAAGCCUUUCAUUCUGUAAAAGACCGAAAUCACACCCUUAAAACAGCCAAUUAAACUGCAUUGUGUUUAAAGGUUUGAGUAAAUUCUCAUUUGAACCUUUCUAUAUAUUCUUACUGUGUCUAAAACAUAGGGUUUGUUUAACUAAAGUACCUUAAUUAUUUUCUCAGAAAGUGUUAUGUACAAAUCCCAGUUUUUGAAAUAAAAGCGUUGACCAUUCA